Molecule: messenger RNA, 1893 nt
Organism: Archocentrus centrarchus (flier cichlid)
Lineage: Eukaryota; Metazoa; Chordata; Actinopteri; Cichliformes; Cichlidae
Gene: gtf2h2
Product: general transcription factor IIH, polypeptide 2
Exons: 15
Coding region: 220-1398 (392 amino acids)
Biological process (GO): nucleotide-excision repair; regulation of transcription by RNA polymerase II; DNA-templated transcription
Cellular component (GO): transcription factor TFIIH core complex; transcription factor TFIIH holo complex
Molecular function (GO): zinc ion binding
Source: RefSeq, a predicted model, not a curated record
GUUGCACCAGCUGAGGAGCAAAUUAUUUUUUCCGUAAGAAAGUUAAUGAGGUGUUUAAGAACGUGGUCGCAUUUAACUGCAUGAUACGUAUCACAAAUUCCCGUUUGUAUUUUGAAUUGCAUAAAAGAAAACCCGGAUUCAUCGGAGCUUGUGUGUCUGUGUGAGGAAAUCUGGAGGAAGUUACCUGUGGUCAGAAACUUGUUUUGGCUGGGAGACACAAUGGAUGAAGAACCAGAGAGAGCCAAGCGCUGGGAAGGGGGCUACGAGAGGACAUGGGAGGUACUGAAGGAGGACGAAUCAGGCUCACUCAAAGCCACAGUGGAAGACAUUCUGUACCAGUCCAAACGGAAAAGGGUGAUAGAGAGCCAUGGACAAGUGAGGCUUGGAAUGAUGCGUCACCUGUAUGUGGUGAUUGACUGUUCACGAAGUAUGGAAGACCAGGACUUGAAACCAAACCGGCUCACCUCUGCUCUGAAGCUCAUGGAAGCAUUUGUUGAUGAAUAUUUUGACCAAAAUCCCAUCAGCCAGGUUGGUAUUAUCACCACAAAGAACAAAAGGGCUGAGAAGCUGACUGAUCUGGCAGGAAAUCCAAAGAAGCACAUUGCUGCUCUGAAGAAAGCAGUAGACACUGUUUGUGUAGGAGAGCCAUCUCUGUAUAAUUCCCUCAACCUGGCCGUACAGACCCUGAAGCAUAUGCCUGGACAUACAAGCCGGGAGAUCCUGAUAAUCCUCAGUAGCCUCACCACAUGUGACCCAGGCAACAUCUAUGAGCUGAUCAAGACCCUGAAGUCUCUAAAGGUGCGGGUAUCCGUAAUCGGCCUGUCAGCAGAGGUCCGGGUGUGUACGGUGCUGACCAGAGAGACAGGCGGCUCGUACCAUGUGAUCCUGGAUGAGAGCCAUUUCAAAGAGCUGCUGAUGCUACAUGUCAAACCUCCUCCUGCCAGCUCCUCAUCUGAAUGCUCUUUAAUCCGCAUGGGUUUUCCUCAGCACACCAUCGCCUCUGUGACUGACCAGGAUGCCAAGCCUUCAUUCAGCAUGUCUCAUUUGGACAGCAGUGGAGAUCCAGGUCUGUCUCUGGGAGGAUACUUCUGUCCACAGUGCCAUGCCACUUACACGGAGCUUCCCGUGGAGUGUAAAGUCUGUGGUUUGACUCUGGUGUCAGCCCCCCAUCUGGCCAGAUCCUUCCAUCACCUUUUCCCCCUCCAAGCUUUUAUAGAGAGUCCAGUAGAGAAGCUCCAAGGAGACAGGUUCUGUCAAGCAUGUCAAGGAGAGCUGAAGGAUAAAAGUACAUUCAACUGUCCAUCGUGUCACAGUGUGUUCUGCGUGGAGUGUGAUCUCUUCAUCCACGAGUCUCUGCACUGCUGUCCCUGCUGUAUUCACAGUCAGACUGCUCCCUGAAGCUCAGACAGAAAACAGAUCGAGCCUUCAUAGAUAGGAUGAAAAUGAGGCAUGCAUGUUUUUCAGUACAAAUGAUUCCGAUGGAGCUUGUCAUUGAAAGCUUUAUAUCUGAAGACCGGCACAAAAUAUGGGAUCAUUUUAGUUGAUCCAUCAUUUGAGGUGAGCGGGUGCUGCGAUGGACCAAAGCUCCUAUAAUUACCUGAGCUACUGCAUUGUUUUCCUUCUGUCAUAAAGCACAUCACUGUAUUAUAUGUAAGAAAUCAUUUGUGUGCAUUGUGAGAACAUGGUUCUAUACUAUAGUUCUGUGACAUGAUAGCUAAACUUAAAGCAGGUGUGGACUGUAUAGUUUGGAUUUAGGGGCUUCACCCACCCCUCAGUCAUUUAGCUUUUUACAUAAUACAGUAAAAACCCUACACAUGUAGGACUGACUUUGACUCACUAUGUUUAAAUGUGGCAACUUUUCAGCUAAAUGAAUAAAAUAUCUUUUUACCAGUA